This is a messenger RNA of Liolophura sinensis, 2801 nucleotides long. Its product is annotated as U2 small nuclear ribonucleoprotein auxiliary factor 35 kDa subunit-related protein 2-like. Lineage: Eukaryota; Metazoa; Mollusca; Polyplacophora; Chitonida; Chitonidae. Gene Ontology annotation, molecular function: RNA binding; metal ion binding. The transcript has 10 exons. Bases 67 to 1842 code for a protein of 591 amino acids. Gene Ontology annotation, biological process: mRNA splicing, via spliceosome. The record is from RefSeq and is a predicted model, not a curated record. Gene Ontology annotation, cellular component: U2AF complex.
UAAUACCUUAAAGCUAAAUAACCCUUGCGAACCCUAGAAUCCGCCGAUCUGUGGCAUAAGCACGGCAUGGCAUUGGAUGAGGAGCAAAGUAAAUUACAAAUAUCUUCAAAGUUAAGCCGUAAACAAUGGAGAGCCUUGAAGAAGAAAGAAAAGCGAAGAGCAAUCCGCAAGACUGAGGCCCAAGAGAGAGAAGCCCAGAGGUUGACAGAAGGUGUUGAAAGCUCAGCCUCAGCAUCUUCUGAUGAAGAGAAAACCAAGGAAGAAGAACGAAUCCGAGAGGAACAACAUCAUCUCUGGUUAGAGAGGGAAGAGGCAGCUCAGAGAGAAUGGCAACAGAAGAAGGAAAGAGAAGAGCGAGAACGGCUGAGGAUUGAAGCACAAAAGAAACAAAUCCAAGCGGAGUGGGAGGAGAGAGAGAGAAAAGAAAAAGAGGAAGCAGAGGAAAGGGAAAAGAAGGAGGCAGUGAAGAGAGAGAAGCAGGAGGCUCUGUUAAAGGAAGCUACAGCAAAUGAGAACAAGGGAAAUGGAGCGUGGCACAACCCGAUUGCCCCAAUGAAUUAUGGGAAGGAACAACUGCGAGAGACUUGCCCAUUCUUCAGAAAGACCGGUGCCUGCAGGUUUGGCGAUCGUUGUUCCCGGGCUCACCCCGAGCCAGAAGAUUGCACCACCCUGCUGUUUCCCGGUAUGUAUAGCAGCUUCGUGCUAGAGCAGACAUUGAGGGAUGAAUAUGACAUGGACAUAGGUCUGGAAUACGAGGAAGGAGAAACGUAUCAGCAUUUUAAGGAUUUUUAUUAUGAUGUAUUGCCGGAGUUUAAGAGCAUGGGGAGAGUUGUACAAUUUAAGGUCUGCUGUAAUUUCGAACCACACCUGAGAGGCAAUGUUUACGUCCAGUUUUACAGGGAAGACGAAGCUCAGGCCGCUUUCGCCAAGUUUAACGGGCGAUAUUAUGGAGGAAAGCAGCUGUCAGCACAGUUUGUGUCCAUAGAAAGAUGGAAGUUGGCUAUCUGUGGACUCUACGGUAGAAAGCAGUGUCCAAAAGGCAAGAACUGUAACUUCCUCCAUGUUUUCCGUAACCCUGGGAAUGAAUUUCGAGAUGCUGAUAUGGAUUUCGAACGUUCCACCAGAGGGUGGGGCACCAGUCAGAGGGAAAGAUCAGAGUCUUCGAGGUACGAUAAGAGAGAGAGGAAUGGUCGAUACCAUGGUGACAGAUCAUCUCAUAGAAAAUCAAGGUCAAGGUCACGAUCUCACAGGAGGUCACGUUCCAGUCAUCGCCAGGGUAAGCGAUCAGUGGAUCGCAAAUCAAGGCAUUCGCGAUCACGUUCAAGGAGUAGAUCAAGGGCAAGGUCACGGAAUCGUAGCCACAAAGGUCACUCCCAAUCUCCUGAUGAGGAGUUAAGAAAACGUCAGUGUAGGAGGUCGAGAUCGAGGAGUAGGAGUCCUGCGCGUCACCGAGGCAAAAGACGGGAUAGGUGUUCUUCUGUAGCAGGCCAGUCAAGGGAAGCAAAUGAGCCAAGAUUAGAUUCAAGGGAGAUAAUUAGUGAACAUUCCGGUAAGAGCAUUAAGAUUGUUUCAUCAACAUUACUAGACAGAAGUCAGUCUUCUAGUUCCAGUAACUCUGAUGUAAGUGAUGUGCUGUCCAAAGCUCGUAAGAAAAAAUCUAAAUCUCAUCGAAAACACAAAGAACGCAAAAAGGAAAAAGCCAUGUUUGUAAACUCUGUUUCAAAAAGUGCAGAUUCUGAGAGUAUUAGUAAAAAUUCCAGUGCUUCGGCGUUGCAUGGGAUUGGAAGCCCUAGCAAAUUGGCCCUGGUGGAUGAAAUUAUUCAACAAUCUCUGACCGAGUAACAAAUUUUUAUUUGUUGCAUGUUUUUGUACAUGUUGAGAAUUCUUACUUAUCUUAUUAGUUUUCUUUAAAAAAAAACUUUGCCUUUUUAACUGAUUCUUAAAUAUAAUUUAUCUGCAUUAUUCAGCCAAAUUUGUCCUCAAAAAACAUUUGGCUCAAUUAAAGUUGUGUACAUGUACUUGUGUACAUUGUCAUUUACAUCUUGAAUUUGGGCACUGCCCUCUCAUCUCGUUGAUUUGAAUAUGAGACUUUGCAUUCUGUGUAUACAUGUAUCUUGACUUUUUGUCAUAAAGAUAUCACCUGAAAUAAUUUACGUUGCAUACCACAGUGCAUACCAUAGGUGUGGAGUGCACACCACAGGUGUGGAGUGCACACCACAGGUAUGGCCUGCAUACCACUGAUACCGCGUGCAUACCACGAGUGUGCAGCACAAACCAUUGAUACCGAGUGCAUACCAGUGAUACCGCAUGCAUACCACAGAUAUGGCAUGCAUUCCACAGAUAUGGCAUGCAUACCACUGAUACCGCAUGCAUGCUGCCAACACUGCGUGCAUCCCACUGAUAUGGUGUAAAUACCACUGGUAUGGCGCGAAUACCACUGAUAUGGUGUGAAUACCACUGACAUACCACAUAGAAAAGUUGCCAAGUCUGCCAAAGCUCUAUUUAUCCACCCAUAAAACCAGCCCGCCAUCUUCUAAGUGGAAAUUCUUGAAUGUCGUGUUACAACCAAAUAAAUAAAUUUGCACAUAAAUGAAAAAGUAUUGCGUAUGAUGUCAAACAACAAGCAAAUAACUACAUUUUUGGCCAUAGAUGAAUGUUUGUUUUGUAUCAGUGUCAGACACUGUAAUACUGUAACUCCUAAAGAUGUGCUCUGUAUAUGGACGUGUAAAUGCACAGCACUUUCACUCUGUCUGUGUAUGGCAUGGUUCAUGGUAAAUAUAAUAUCGUUACGUUACAAAAGA